GAGGCAACAGUCCGUAUGUAUUGGCCAGAGCAUUGCCAGCUAUCAGUAUUAGUUCGGCCGUCCUCAUGUGCGCAUCCGAGGCGCUCUGCGCGACAUCGUUACGACCAUUUCAUUAGAGAAAAACGAACUUGGUGUUUAUACAUACAGAACACGUUCAUCGCGCCUUUCUGCGUAUACUCGUGCGAACCGGAAUAUAACGAGUAACGUUCCAAGUGAUUCGGUGGAGUUAACCGAAACAAACAAUCGGCAAGCAAAAAUAAUUUCAAAAUAAUCGUAUAACGUUAACGUUUCUUUCCAACGUAAAUUACCGUAAGAAGUGCAUAUCUAUUAACAAUGUGAAUCGUCGAAUGUUUGAUUUACUCUCUUCUUGUUUUAACCGUCGAUCGAUAGAAAAUUAUUAAUAACUCGUCGUAUUGUUUCGAUAAAGUUACUGGUAAACGAAGAAGAGGUAUCUUUCGAAUUGUUUAACGCUUUAACGCGUUUAUGGCAUAUAAUUGUCGAUGAAAUAUUUUCGUUGUCUUACGAUUGUUGUUAUUACGUAAAGGGUACGAAGCGCAAAGUGUACCGCGAUGCGACGUACAGAUAAAUAACCGAAUUAAAUUAGUUUUACUCGCGUAAUUUUUCUGGACGCUGUCGCCGUGAUCCAUUCGUAUUACGUUACUCGCGGGGCCGUAUCGAAUAACCGGUCUUUUUUCCGCUCCGAACUUUUACUUCCGACAAUGAAUCAGUCAACCACAUGCUUCGUUUUCGUAACGUCUCACCGAAGGUAAACAAAACAAUCGGCGAUUCGAUCGUACGAAAAUACACGUAGUUUCGACGAACCGUCGAGAACGAAGGGAAAUUAACGGAGCAGAAGUUUCGUGGCGAGUGCGUUGUAUAUCAUCGAGAGUAUCGAAGGACACGAGGACCGGAGAAUCUCGAGUCAGCAUCUAAGAAAUCUUAUCUAAGUUCUCGUGAUAAAUUUCGGAUAAACUGUCUGUGUAAUGGAAGAUUAAUGGGACCGAGUGUCCUCUGAAAGUCCGUGAAAUGUGUCGUAUCCUUGCAUCCAUGUUGGCGACGAGAUUUCGCAGGACGUCGAAAAGUCGCUCGACGGGACUCGAUCUUAAAUAAAAUCAACUUUGCAGUUUCAUUCGGUCGAUAAUCUCCGUUUCAAAUAAUUUAUAAGAAACUACGUAAUAGAAGGAGUCGAAAAUUUUCAUAAAAACGUUCACCAGGUUAUGGAAUAUCGGAACUUGUUUUUAAAAAAAUCUACGACUGUUUUUCUUUGCUAUUACUCCGAGAAAGUAGGCUAUUGAAGCAUACGUCAAGAAAUUUGGAUGAAUUUAAGAACUGAUAAAGACGAUUCGUCCAUCGUACGAGUGUCCUUUUAAGUGUGUUUCUGAUCCGCUAGAAUUUAUCGCCGGCAAGUAACUUGUAUUUCAUUGUACGUGUGAAACUAUUUAAAGUCGAUGCUGUGAAACUGAACGUGAUAGGUGAUGUAUGGUAAAUAUUUUAAUAUCGUUGGGAACCGCUGACGCCAUUGUGACUUUUAUCAGGAUUAGAAGAACAGGUGUCGCCCCGUCAUGAAUACACCGCAAGAGCCGAAGCAGUACCGUUCGCCGUAUGGGUGCCUGGGUUGACGAUCGUUUCGCGGAGGAGGAGGCGGUCCCGAUUAACCAGGGCCCGAGAAGAAGGAAAGCAUCCUGCAUCCUGGGCCACGUUUGCGAUGGUGGCGGCCCAGAUGCGAUUCACCAGCGUACAACGAAGAACUUUAAGAAUUCGUGCAGAUCGUCAGCGUCGUUGUUGCCGUUACGCCGUCAGUUUACUAGGCAGCUCUACGAGUGGCCCGGUUUACCAUUGUUUAAAUCAAGGACGAAACUAGAUCAGUUUUGAAUCGAUCGCGCGAAUCGCGAUCAAAUUUAACCGCGAUAUGACUUUUUUUCUAGCGACGCGCGUGUUUUUAAGUGGUACGAAAAGGGAGAGGAUAUAAAAGGAUAAGAAGAGGAAGAAAAACGGGGUAUAUGUUUGAUCUAAUUUACACGGAGAUCGACGAAACGAGAAACGAAAGAGAGAGGUAGUUGAAUCGUUAAACGAGAAGGAAGAAUAGGUUCGAUGUCGUUGCGUCGGCCGUUCGAGGACUGCGCUUAAACAGCAGAGUCCUCCUUGUUCUUGGUACCAUCAUCAUGGCCGAGUGGGCCAAGUUCAAUGGCGAGGAGAAGCUGACUCAAUCGAGCAACACGAUCGAGACAGAGAGCGAUAACAAAGAGGAGGAGAACGGUACCGGUGGAUCGCGUGGUGACUCGAGAAACGCCGAGGUGAUAGCACGAAAAAGCGAUGAAGAGUUGUUGAUCGAGAAAAGACGUUCUUCCGUAAACAGGACUCCUCAGGAAACGCCGCGUAAAACGGAGUCGCGAAAAGCUAGCGACGCGACCUCGUCGGAAUUAAAUUCUUUGGUGAAGAACGCGUCACGAUUGAGAAAAAAUUCCGAUCAGAUCGGAAUUCUCACCGAGGAACGAUCAAAGAUCUUGAACGAUCAGAGCUACGUGAAUGAUGCGGCGAUCGACAAGGACGAGGAGAUACGAAAUUGUUUGGAGAAGACGUUCGAUGCUUACAACGAGCCUGGCUCGAAGAUCCGGCAGGAAGCUAGGCACGAAUUGAGAGAAUCGAAAGAAUCGCAGAACUCGGUGAAAAAGCCUGACAGUUUGUACAAGGACAACGUUGCCAGCCCGCAGAAGCGUAAGAGCGUUUUCGUAGAGCGUAGUUCGAUUUUCGGCUCUCCGACGAAGAUCCUGUCGAAGAAUCGUUCGCCGUCCGAGAAGAGUACCGAGAAGUUAGUCAACGGGAAAUCGCCGCGGGAGGAGAAGCAACAACAUCAUGUGCAAUUUAACAAAGACUCGAAGAAGCAGCAGUGCCGGGAGAAGAGGCCGCAAUCGAGCCCUUCGCUACCACCGUCGACCACCAGCAGUUCCGAGGAUAAUUCCAGCUUGGGGCAAUUGUGCGAGGCUACACCACCCGAUGGCGGUUGGGGAUGGGUGGUCGUCGCAGCUUCCUUCAUGGUUAACCUCAUAGCCGACGGUAUUACGUUCUCGUUCGGCGUGAUCUACGUGGAAUUCCUCAACUAUUUCGGCGAAGGGAAAUCGAAGACGGCCUGGAUCGGUAGCUUGUUCAUGGCGAUGCCGUUGUUGUCCGGCCCCGUGGCCAGUUUCCUCACGGACAGAUACGGUUGUCGAAAAGUUUCUAUAGCGGGCAGUAUCCUAGCGACGACCGGUUUCGUUAUAAGUUCUUUCGCCAAUUCCAUGGAGGUUCUGAUAUUCACUUUCGGAAUUCUCGCUGGCUUCGGUUUGUCUUUGUGUUUCGUGGCCGCCGUGGUGAUCGUCGCUUACUAUUUCGAUAAGAAGAGAUCUUUCGCGACAGGUUUGUCCGUCUGCGGUAGCGGUAUAGGAACGUUCAUCUUUGCCCCGCUUACGCAGUAUCUGCUGGCCGAAUACGGCUGGCGGGGAACCACGCUGAUAUUGGCCGGUCUGUUCUUCAAUCUGGCUGUCUGCGGCUGUCUUAUGAGGGAUCUCGAAUGGACCACCACCAGAGCGAAAGCGAAGACCGAGGAGAGACGGAAAAAUCGCGAGAAAAAGAGGACCAGGAUACAGAGCUCGAGCGUGGACUCGUUCUCCGCGAAUAGUUCGCUCAACACUCUCACGAUCAUGGAGAAUCUUCGGACUCAAGAGGAAGAGGAGGAGGACGGUGAAAAGCUAUUUUCCAGUCUGGUAAGCUUACCCACGUUCGUGAAGAACGGCGAAAAGGUACCGUUGGAGGUAUUGGAACUACUUAGUACUCGUAAAAACGUGUACAACGUGUUACUGCAAAAUUAUCCGAGUCUGCUCAUCUCCUCGAGGAGCUUCAGCGAUUCCGGGCCGCUUCACGAUCAGCUGAGCACACCUUCGGCCAGAUUCGUGCCCACGCCGAGCUCUUUGUCCGAGUUGAAGAGCGAGGAAAACAAGGACAAGGUCUUGCCCAACGACGAGCAAACUCUUCGACAGCAAACGGACGCCGCUUGGCGAUUGUGGUGGUUGAAGAAGAUCAAUCUGGAUAGCUCGUUGAGAAGAUCCAGCACUCUCGAGCAUACCAGGAGGCUACCCACUGCCUAUUUGAAGGAUAUCAGAGUGCAUAGGCAGAGCCUUACGUAUAGAGGCGCUAUGUUGAAUAUAAAUCGAUAUCGACUCAGAGCAUCCAGUUGUCCGGAUAUUUAUAGGAACUCGAUGACCACCAUAGCUAAAACCAAACUCGUCUGGUACGCCGGUCUCUGGGAAUUUUGGGACCUCAUCGUCGAUAUGCUUGAUUUUUCUCAUUUCGCUGAUUCGCGUUUCUUGCUGUUCGCCAUUAGCAAUUUCCUUCUACAUACCUGGUACGACGUGCCCUACGUCUAUUUGACGGACAACGCAAUCGAGAUGGGCUUUAGCGAAACCGACGCAUCCAUUUUAAUAUCGGUCAUAGGAAUAACCAACAUGGCUGGAGAGAUUCUGCUUGGUUGGGCAGGCGACAGAGCAUGGGUAAACGCAUCUAUCGUAUAUGCGGUAUGCAUGGCAUUUUGUGGCGCGGUGACGGCUUUAAUACCCAUGGUAAUUGGUAAUUACUAUGCCUUAUGCGCGAUCUCUGGUGCUUUUGGAUUAUUCAUCGGGGCGAACUACAGUCUUACCAGCAUCAUCCUCGUCGAACUGAUCACGCUGGAAAGAUUCACAAACGCGUAUGGCCUUCUACUCUUGGUCCAGGGUGUUGCAAAUCUUAUGGGUCCUCCGUUGGCUGGAUGGCUUUACGAUAUCACGGGAACGUACGAUUUGUCGUUCUACUUAGCCGGUUUCUUCAUUGCGCUGAGCGGAGUUCUUUUACUGGCGAUGCCUUUAAUCAGCCUAUACCGGAAAUGUUUGCACAGAUCGAGGAAAGAGGAAACUGACGAAGAUUUUGCAAACGUGAACAGAGUCUGAAGGACGACGGCGACCGAUCACGUUAAUCGUUUCUAAGGAAACUAUAAUACGAUCAUCGAUAAUGAAAUACCGAUGUACAUCGAUCUGUAAUCUAUGUUAUCGAUUCAACGGAAUUUAUGGAAACGCAACGUUUCCAACCAAAAGGAAUUGCAAUUAGCAGCUAUGCAAUUAGUUUUACAGCGGUAUCUUUUUCCCGCGUUGCGCUGUAAACCUAUCGCGUAUUUUACAUUCAAUUGAACUUUCGUGGUUCCUUCGUAGAAUAGCGUAUAUACAAGUUAAUUAAACAGUUUAGCGCGUUAAGUGAUUUAUCUAAAUAAAAAAAAAAAGAAGAAAUAACGUUUUUUGAGGCAUCUUCUUUCAUUAAGGAUUUAUAUGUCCUCUGAGUUUCGCGCGUGUUCGAACGACGAACAAUCGAUCGAUCCAAUGUACAAAUAAGAAAGAUGGACAACUAUCGUUAGUAUCCAAAGAUUAUAUUACGAACGAUCUGAAAAGAAAUACUUCGAUACGUAAACUGAUCAAAUGGUGAAUUAACGAGCACUGUACGAUCGCUGUUUGUCAUUUAACAUCCGAUGAUAUUUACACGAAUAUCGUAUUCACUUUGUAUUCGGCAGUCUCGGAUAAUCGUACUAGCAACGAUGCUAGAGCAAAAGUGAGGGCGAAAAUGUUGCUAAUUUUACAAAGUUUGAAAUACUAUUAAUCGCUGAAAUAGUUAAAAAACGAUAUGUAACGAGGAACAGAAGUUUACGAUUAGUCAUAGACGAUAUCACGAUAAAAGUAAUGUAUAAAUUGAAAUAAGCUUGCUUUAGCAAUAAAGUGCACACACUUUUCGAAUCGGUUUCAACGUCAAGUGUGAUUGAUAAUUAAGAAAAGUUUGAAUCUCAGGAUAAUAGAUAAACAAUAAAAGCGAUAAUUUGAUAAACGUGAUUCAACCAUUCUUAUUCCUCCUAGGAUUAAAAACGAAAUUCGUCUUGUACUUUUUCACCAUGCGUUCUCGAGGAAAAGAUAAUGGAAGAACGAAAAAAAAAAAAAAAAAAAAAACGUUCCUUUCGGCGUAAAUUUUUUCACUCGAUUGCAUUUAAAAAUCUGACAAGUUAUUUCCACAUAGCGCCGAAGAUAUCACUGUAAAUAUAAGUCAUACGAAAUAUAUACGCAACGUAUGUUAAAGUCUAUCAGUUUUCGCUGUUUCGUUGAUUUUAUUACUAAUCGUAUGUAAACAACCAGAAGUCGCCUUCACGUUCUUUUUAGCGUAAUGUUAUGCCUACUUUUGUAGUUUUGUCGAUCGAACAAAGACGAAAAGUGAGAUUAAACGAGUAACGCGAGCCAAAUAAAAACUCGAUUAGUCGUUUCAAUUUAGUUACCAUUUUUUUCCUUUCGAUUUGUGUACAUUUGUGCAUGGAAAGGUCUUAAAGACACGUAUGUAAAUAGCCAUAUAUGUAUAUAUAUAUAGCUUUUCUGUGAUGAUGAACCUGAAUUUUAUGAAAUUUUCGAGCUAUAAAUAGGUUACCUCCGUUGUCAUAGCGUGUGCAUACGUGCGUGCGUGCGUGCGUGCGUGUACAUUGAUUCUAACCAGGUAUUUCCAAUUUAUUUGCACUGCUGUCACAUUAUAUUAUAGCCUAACGGCAUCAUAUAGUCGUACACGGAUAUUGUAACUACCAUUCUUCGCAAGUUAUUUAUUAAGAUGUUAAGUAAUCUUAAAAAUUGAUGGGUUACGACUUUUCGACUCUUUAUUUUAGAUGUUCGAUCGAGUCGUAAGAAUAAAUCGGAGAUUAACGUUAAGAUUCGUAAAAAAGAAGAGAAGGAACGCGAAUCAAAGUGCAUGUUAUUCCUUGAUAUAAGCAAUUUUUUUAGAAAAUCGUUCGUACACUCAAACAAGUUAGUUCCCAAUUUUUACGGGGCCUUCGUACGACACAAAAAUUUCAAAGUAUUUUCUUCGGACAAGUAUACAAAACAAAUUCCAUUCUCCGAUAUUUUAAAAAAAAGGAAAAAAUCGGAUAUCUAUGAAUUACCAUUUGUCUUGCGUCUUAAUAUAUAUAUAUAAAUCUAUCGGCACAUUUUGCCAUUCGAGUAAUAAUUUAUUCUUUCAUCGUGGUACAAUAACUAGUUCUACAGUGCAUGUGCUCGCGUUAUAGUAGCGUGAUUAUGCAGACGCGGCCUUACGGGCGUUUACAAAAUGUAUAAAGUAAUAUUUUAUUAUGGAAACAAACUGCAUUUCAAAUAUACAAACCCGGGUCGUACGGUCGCUUCGGCCGAUCGACUUUUCAUCACAUAGUGUUUAAGUAGUUAUUAAGGUGAGGUAUGGGAUAAUAGUUUUUGUAAAGGAACUAGUGAGAACUUCCAUAAUAGCCGCGAACGGAAACAAAAACUUAUAUCUAACCUAUAUUACGAACGUUUUAAAGAAGCGAAUGUUUUUGUUCGAACGAAUGAUAAAGAUACGUUUCCAUAUAGCGAACGGUUUUGAGAAUUUGAUUGAUCCGCUGAUAAGCGUGUCGUGCACCAAGUGCGUCGUAAACGUUGAAUUCCUUCUCGAAGAUUUCUCUUCUUGACUGUUAUUCGAUAACCAAGAACGUUCUCACUACCUCUUUAUUAAUAAGAUAUCCUAUUACCCAUGGUUGAUAACCUCGAAACAAUCGCUUGAACGUUUGAAAGUGGCUUAAAGUCUAUGCAAAGACAAGAAACAAUGAAAAUGAUGAAAAAGCUCGGUUCAAGGCAUGACGCAAACACGUUAAGAGUUUCUUUUGAACUGUAAAACAGGGAAAAUUCAGAGCAGAACCGUUCUUUUAGUUUUAUACAUAGUACACAUAUAUUUAGAACAUAGCAUACUACAAAUGCUGCUUGCUACGUGGUCCAAAAGUGAUCCUUGUGAUCACUUGUAGUCUGGAUUUUCGUGAGCAAUUGUUUUCUUUUCAUUGCACCCUAUAAGUUAGAACAAAGUAUAGCGUAAAUAAUUUUCGAAAUAUUUGUAUCGUAAUUUUAUCUUAUAGUUAUGAAAAUAAUAUGAUUCAUUACAUAAUCGCGAAUUUGUUAUUCUUAUUUUCUUUUAAGCUAAAGUACUAUCGGUAACCAAUUUUCGUUGUGUGAUUAUCUUUACAUUUUAAUCGCAGCAAAAACAUUAUUCCUUGUAAUUGAAAAUAAUUUAAAAUUACAUUAAACGUAGUUCUUUUUUUUUUAGUGAAUUUUUCGAUAACUUAAUGCGCACGAUUAUCCUGCUAAAAGUACGGUUUUGCUACAGUUACGAGCAACAUUGUUCCAUUGUAAAUGGAAUAUGGAGACUUAUGUUAAGACUCCUUUUUAGACUUUAUUAGAACAACCCAUUUUUGAAUUGUAUAAAUGUGUAUAUGUGCACACAGCUACACGUACUCAGGCACACAUACAUACACACAUUCACGUAUAAACGUAUACUACUCACACGUACAAAAAUAUAAAAGUCUUAUUUAAACUAAAAUAAAAUAAAAAGUAAAUCACAACUUCAAA
Molecule: messenger RNA, 8426 nt
Organism: Bombus pascuorum
Lineage: Eukaryota; Metazoa; Arthropoda; Insecta; Hymenoptera; Apidae
Exons: 4
Coding region: 2163-4955 (930 amino acids)
Biological process (GO): monocarboxylic acid transport; transmembrane transport
Molecular function (GO): monocarboxylic acid transmembrane transporter activity
Source: RefSeq, a predicted model, not a curated record